GUGGUAUAAUAAAGGAAUAAUGUAAAAUGGCCUCAUUUCUAAUUUAAUUAGGUUUCGUUUUUAACCAGUCCGAGAAUCCAGCACUAAAUAAUAAUACCCAACCUUGACCAAAUGGAUUUGUGUAGGUAAAGCAAUCAAUAUUUAUCAUCAACUUCAUAGUUCCUACAUGUGGGAGACUGACUAGUGGACACUGGGUGGCCAUGGGACAAUGGCCCCAAUGUUUACAGCAAUGGUCAAUUUUGCCAGUGAAGAAAGUGUAGACAUCAGAAUAAAAGAGUGUGGGUUUUUUCUUUCCUUAUGUCACUUGCCCACCAAAAGCCACAGUAUCGAAUUUAAGGCCUGAAAACUUUUUCUUUUUUAUCUUCAGUUUUAAUAUAUAUCGCUCCCUCUUUCUUCUACAUGCUGCAAAAAGUUAAAGAUAAAAAGAGGGAAAAAAAAAAGAAAAGAGAGGAGGAAUUAGUACUGACUAAGGAUCAUAAUUCAGACAUUGGUAAUCCUAGUAAGUGGAAACAACAGAAGAAAGUAAAAGAGUAUCAAUUAUCGAUAAACCUUGCGUACACGUGACAAGACCCAAACCUUAUUAUAGGACCAUCAUUAUCGGUUAUAUCUCUCUUUCGCACCCUUCCUCUCAAUUAUUUAAACCAAAUUUUGGUUGAUGGGGUAAAAAACAGAGAAAAUGAAUAAUGAUGAUAUUUUCAGUCGACACUUCUUCUCUGUUUCUUCCGAGUGUGCAUUUUCUCUACUUUUUUAAUUGAUGCAGAGCUGGAUCUGGCUUUGAUUUUGUUGGUAGUAGUCACUGGUCACUACUACAUUGAUUAUCAAUCAUCUCUCUAUAUAAUCUAGACAAAGACUCACCGUCCCCACUAGCUCAGCCACCCCCCCACUCAUCUGCUUCACUGAUUCUGAUUCUCUGUUUUAGCCUCACUCUGCAUGGUUCCAAACUUCCAGUUUCACACUUAAUUGAUUACUUCGCCUUUUUAUAAUUUUUAUGAUUGCUUCUUACCCUCUAUAUAAACUUACUCAUCUUCCCCCUGUCCCUUCUCCCCUGCAUUCUCUCUUUCCCCACAUUUUCAGGGUCGUUCUUAAAAAAGUUUCUUAAGCAUGGGAACCUCAAAGUUUUUGGUAGGAUUGUUGUUUUUGUGUUUUAUGUCCAUGGAGUACUGCCACGUUUCAGUGGCGGCAUCUGUACAUAAUGAAAAAAAGACUUACAUAGUUCACAUGGCGAAAACUCAAAUGCCUGAAAGUUUUGAUGACCAUACUCAUUGGUAUGACACUUCCCUCAAGUCGGUUUCUGAAUCAGCCGAGAUGCUGUAUACAUAUGAAAACGCCAUUCAUGGAUUUGCCACGAGGCUGACAGAAGAAGAAGCGGAAUCCCUCAGGAAUCAACCCGGGAUCUUGUACGUUUUGCCGGAGGUCAAGUAUGAGCUCCAUACCACCCGGACUCCUACCUUCUUGGGGCUUGACCAGAACGCCAAUUUGUUUCCGGAGUCUGGAACAGCGAGUGAUGUCACCGUCGGUGUUUUUGACACCGGAGUUUGGCCUGAGAGCAAGAGCUACGAUGACACCGGGAUGGGCCCCAUUCCUGCUUCAUGGAAAGGCACUUGCGAGACAGGAACCAACUUCACCAAGAGUCACUGCAACCGGAAGCUGAUUGGGGCCCGGUAUUUUGCCGCGGGAUACGAAGCAACGCUCGGCCCAAUUGAUGAAUCGAAGGAAUCUAAAUCCCCCCGGGACGACGAUGGACAUGGGACCCACACAUCGUCCACCGCCGCCGGAAGUCUCGUACCGGGAGCUAGCCUUUUAGGCUAUGCACCUGGGUCGGCUCGUGGGAUGGCGAACCGGGCCAGAGUUGCGGUUUACAAGGUCUGCUGGAUUGGUGGGUGUUUUAGCUCCGACAUAUUAGCAGCCAUGGAUAAAGCCAUCGCGGACAACGUGGAUGUCAUGUCCCUUUCCCUUGGAGGUGGCACGUCAGACUACUACAGGGACAGUGUUGCUAUUGGAGCUUUUUCGGCGAUGGAGAAGGGUAUUCUGGUCUCUUGCUCAGCCGGUAACGCCGGGCCCAGCACCUACAGUUUAUCCAACCUGGCACCUUGGAUCACCACCGUCGGUGCCGGAACUUUGGACCGUGACUUCCCGGCGUUCGUCAGCCUCGGUAACGGGAAGAAUUUCUCCGGAGUUUCACUCUACAAAGGUGACGCCACCUUGAGUAAGAUGCUUCCUUUUGUGUAUGCCGGUAACGCCAGCAACGCCACCAACGGGAAUUUGUGUAUGACCGGUACAUUAAUUCCGGAGAUGGUCAAAGGUAAAAUCGUCCUUUGUGACCGUGGGAUUAAUCCAAGGGUGCAGAAAGGUUCUGUGGUCAAAGAAGCUGGUGGGGUCGGUAUGAUUUUGGCGAAUACUAAUGCAAACGGAGAAGAACUCGUGGCAGAUGCUCAUUUGUUGCCAGCCACGGCGGUGGGCCAGAUGUCAGGUGACGUUAUCAAGAAGUAUCUAUUCACCGAAUCCAAUCCAACGGCCACAAUUCUUUUCGAAGGUACGAAGGUGGGAAUCGAACCGUCGCCGGUGGUUGCCGCCUUCAGUUCCAGAGGGCCGAACUCCAUCACGCCGGAGAUUUUGAAGCCGGACCUGAUUGCUCCGGGCGUCAAUAUCUUGGCCGGAUGGACCGGUGCUGUGGGCCCUACCGGGUUGCCGGAGGACACCAGGCGUGUAGAGUUCAACAUUGUCUCCGGCACGUCCAUGUCCUGCCCCCACGUUAGCGGCUUAGCUGCGCUAAUUAAGGGUGCUCAUCCGGAUUGGAGCCCAGCCGCGAUAAGAUCGGCGCUGAUGACCACGUCUUACAUCACCUACAAAAACGGUCAGAAACUGCUGGAUGUUGCCACCGGAAAACCAUCAACGCCGUUCGAUCACGGCGCCGGCCACGUCGACCCUGUGGCGGCACUGGAUCCCGGGUUGGUUUACGACCUGACAACUGAUGAUUACUUGGGUUUCUUGUGUGCUCUGAAUUACACGCCGUCUCAGAUUUACGGUGUGGCCAGGAGAAAUUUCACCUGCGAAAAGGGUAAGAAGUACAGCAUUAGUGAUUUCAACUACCCUUCGUUUUCUGUUGCUCUAGAAACGGAAGUGCUUGGCGGUUCUAAUGGUGGUGUUAGUUCCGGGAAGCCCAGCGUUGUCAAGCACACUAGAACACUAACCAACGUGGCAAGCUCGGGUGGAACUUACAAGGUUUCAAUUUCAAGCACCAGCCCAAUGGUUAAGAUUUCGGUGGAACCCGCCACUUUGGUGUUUACAAAAGUCGGUGAAAAGAAGUCCUACACGGUGACGUUUACUGCGCCGUCGAUGCCGGCAAAUACAAAUGAGUUUGGAAGGAUAGAGUGGUCCGAUGGGAAACACAUCGUCGGAAGCCCAGUGGCUGUUAGCUGGAUUUAGUAUAUUACAGGGGGAUUGCAAAGGAUGGGUUUGAGCAUGAAUUUAGCUUAAUCAGCUUGCUCAAAGUGAAGGAAGCUUUGCUACAAAUGGUGGGUACGUCGGGUUUAGUUUCUUAAGUUAAAAAUGAUUGAAUCCAAAGUUGCCAUAAAGUUUGCUCAUUUGAUGUUGUUCUCUGAGGUAGAAAACAUGUACUGAAUCCAGGAAGCUGGAAUGUUGUCUCACUCAGUGUACAGUGCUGUUCUUCCAGUUUAAUUUCAAGAGAAGAAAAACAGAAAACAAAAGAUUACUGUAAUAUUUUUGGCUUAAUUACAUAUAAUCUGUGCUAUCUGACUUGGUUCUUUUAUCGUCUAACUGCGCUUAUAGCAGAUGGCUAACCUCAACCGUGCCAAAUUAAAAAGGAAGACGUUGGAAAGAAAGCAAUAGCUAGGUAGACCAUACAAAACAAAACUUGAUCGAUAGCUACCGUCUGCUGUUAACCUGAUUGACAACUCAAUUUCAGUGCAAUUAUAAGCGAAGAAACUAACGAGGUCCCGUUUAUGAGUAAUAUCCGAUUAGGAAAGGAUGAUAUAUAGAAAGGUGGGGAGUUGGAAAUUAAUUAAACAAAUGGAAGAUGCGGUUAUGAAUCUAUGAUUGAAUUUGAUACCUGAAUGAGAUGUCUAUGCUUUCUCUCAACUACUCCAUUUUGCUGUGGUGUGUAAAGACAGCUUCUAUGAUGAAUGAUCCCAAGAAAAAAAAGUAAAGUAUGAAACUAUUGAUUCAAGAAUUUAGUUUCAUUAUCUGUCCUGAUAAUUUUGACUGAGGCUUGAAACUGAGUUUUUAUUUGGUUUAGGAAAUGUGUAACUAAGUCUGGCACUUUUGAUUUAUGUUUAAACAGAAAGAUCCAAGAACAUCGACUAAAAUCAUCAACAAUAGAAAGGAAAUAAUGGCAACCAGACAAAGAAGACUGU
This is a messenger RNA of Oldenlandia corymbosa var. corymbosa, 4373 nucleotides long. NCBI's taxonomy places the organism in Eukaryota, Viridiplantae, Streptophyta, Magnoliopsida, Gentianales, Rubiaceae. The record is from the annotation of a GenBank genome assembly.